UCCUUUAUUUUUCUUUGUUACUGAACGUUGACUACUGUGCCAACGGAACAUUGCACACGUACGUAAGGCUUAGUGUACGAGUACAACAUUACGGGAUUUGGUUCAGGGCCUGGAAAAAUACAUUUAUAUUGUAUUUCGGUUCACUUUCAAAGUUUCAUAGCUUUGGCGUUUCAAAUAUUUAAUUUAUUAGGCGUAGGUCGCCUUCAGGUUUAACAGAAAAAACUAUCAAAUACGUGACUUUUAAACUAGUAUGAUCACUUUAAGCCAUAUUAUUUACGUCUCUGUCCUUUUUACACAUCUAUGCAUAGAAGUAGGUCAUACUUCACCUCAUAGCCAUGUUCGACCGAAAGGCCAAAUAUUGAACAGGGAGCGGGAGGAGAAUGGAGCAUUUAGUUCCCGAGAUUAUGAUCAUUACAAGGAAGGAGUGCAUCAUUCGGAAUUUGACCAUGAGGCUGUUAUUGGAAAUCGUCAUGACGCUGAGGAAUAUGACCACCUUAGUCCCGAAGAAUCCAAGAAACGAUUAGGUAUCCUUGUUCAAAAGAUGGACAAAGAUGGAGAUGGCUUUGUUGAUAAAAAGGAACUUACAAAGUGGAUUCUGAGGUCUUUCAAAAUGUUAACAGAGGAAGAAGGAGAAGAGAGACUGGAAGAGGAGGAUGAAAAUGAAGAUGGGAAGGUAACAUGGGAAGAACAUAUGGCUGAAGCAUUUGGAAUUGACCCUGAAGAUGAUGAUGAAGAUGAAAUUCCUGACCCUCUUGAAGCAGCUGAAGAGCAUCAGAUGAUGCAAGAAGACCGAGCGUUGUUUAAAGCUGCCGAUUUGAAUGGUGAUGGUAUCUUGGACAAAAGUGAAUUUUCUGCCUUUGCCAAUCCAGAAGAAUUUGUACACAUGCAUCAGGUCCUGUAUGAACAGACGAUGGUAAAACGAGACAAAAACAAAGACGGUUAUUUAUCACUGGAAGAAUUUCUCAGCGACGGAUCUGGUAAACCUCCGGCUGUUGGAUCAGAAAGCUAUUUAGUUGAAAAGGAUCACUUUGAGAACGAGUAUGAUGUCAAUCAUGAUGGGAAACUUGAAAAAGCAGAAGUUUUGAAGUGGCUCUUGCCAGACAAUGAUGAAGUGGCUGAAAAUGAAGCAGUCCACUUGAUCAAAGAAUCUGAUGACGAUAAAGAUGGAAAACUAUCUAUUCAAGAAAUAUUGGAUCAUCAUGACACCUUUGUUGGCAGUGAAGCCACAGACUUUGGAGAACAUCUGUACAACACGCACAAGUUUAACGAUGAACUCUGACGUCUCCACGAUAUGCUUGUUCAGAACUACUUUGUGUUAAAAGCACAAACUGUCUAUAUUUAAACAUCUGAUAUAAUAUCUUCUACCAUGUAUAUUACUAUGUAGCCUACUUAUAAACUAGAUUAGUAUUUACAUUUACUUUGAUUUUUCAGAUGUUUUAGUAUUUAUCUUUUUAUACCUCGUAAGCUAGACUUAUAAUCUAGCCAGUGUAAUUAGAGCAUGUUCUCAAAAGUAAGAUUUAGUGGUUUUUUACCACAUUUUAAAAACUGAAAAGACAACAAACCUUUUGCUUCCCUCCCCUUUUUAAACAUCUUGAUAAUUGCUUUGAAAUUCUGAGAAUUUCCAAAUAAAACCAACAUUUCUACUUCAUAAUCACAUCAAACAGUAUUUGAUGUAUUAAAAAUGACUAACAAUUUCAUACUCAUACCAUUUCUGAGCACAUUAUAUUCCACAGAACAACCACUCGUCAGGUUUUGCGCCUGAUAUAUAAGUGGAAUUUCAAGUUAAAAUUAUGCACAUGUGACGUGAAGUAAAAGAUUCUCAAGUAUGUACAUGGUAGAGCCGUUCGAGGCCUUACUAAUUCAGAGAAGAAAAAACUAUGUAAUAGGAAGUGUGUACAGCUAAGUUCUUAAAUUAAUUAUCCAUAUAAGCAAACAGUACUUGUAAAACCACUCCCUCAACUAGUCUUGAUUAUACAUUUGUUUAUCAAAUCAUAAGCACGUUAAUUUUUGCACAAUUUGACAAGACUGUCUAUCAAAUUGUAGGCGUGUUUAUUUCUUUUUUUUUAUUUUUACAGAUUGCCAAGCUUCCUUCAACAAUUUUUCACACACAAAUACUUUAAUAAUUUGAACUUGCACCUUUUUAGCAAGAAAUAAUUCAAAGUUUGCUUUACAAGGUAAACAUUUUCAGCUUUGUCCUACAGGAUGUUCCCUGUUGUACUGUUAACACAUUCUGAAGUUCAGUUCCUAACAUGUUAUUGUUGUUACAUCUACAAGCUUAUUUUUACCAACAGAAAAGAAGCAAUUCAAUACUAAUUGAACUGUGCUGACAACAGUUCAUUUCUAGUUGUGUAUGAGAAAAAGUAUUUUUUGUAUUUAUGACCUUCUCAUAAAGUAUUUUAUCCAUUGCACACUAACCACUGUUCACAUUAAAGAUAUUUUAGAACAAAUGUGUGUUAGAAGCAUGUUUUUUUAAUACAUUUAAGCUUUUCUUUGCCCUUUGAAUGAGUAGUCUAUGAAGGUUAUAAUUCUUAAAUAAAUAAAUCAACAGGGGGAGAUCUUGAUAAUCUCCCUCCGAGACAUCACGACCACUGUGUUGGGGUCCGAGUCUUGGGAAGUAAAAGAUUCUACGUGACCAGCAUGUUUUAUUGUAAAAGUUUAGUUUACGUACUUGCUUUCCAAACCACUUAUUUUUUCAUGUUAUGUGCCAAACCUAAUAAAGAUGAUAUUUAAACCUG
Limulus polyphemus (Atlantic horseshoe crab) is the source of this 2735-nucleotide messenger RNA. Its product is annotated as reticulocalbin-2-like. The transcript is spliced from 6 exons. Gene Ontology annotation, molecular function: calcium ion binding. Gene Ontology annotation, cellular component: endoplasmic reticulum. Bases 251 to 1279 code for a protein of 342 amino acids. The record is from RefSeq and is a predicted model, not a curated record. Lineage: Eukaryota; Metazoa; Arthropoda; Merostomata; Xiphosura; Limulidae.